GGCCGCUCGCCGAAACGAUCGGUUGCCGUCGGCAGGGGUCGCUAUAGGAAGGCCUCGCUGGCCACGGCGCCGGCGCCACGCAACCCGCUUGACGUAGCAAGAUGGCGGCGGCGAGUCGGAGGCGUCUCCGUCCGCACAGUGCUCGACGUCGAGCAGUCCGCGUACGCUCGCAACAACGUUUCACCGCAUUAAUGUGGUAGUGCAUCCGGAGCACCGCACACGUCCGCGGCCACGGUGCGGAGUCUCGUCCUUUCGUAUGCCGUAGUAUAAUCAACAAAAUCAUCGGGGGAAACAACGUGCACGGAACGUCGGGGUACCAAGUGCGAGCACGGCGGAGCGCAUCGUAGACAAGUGGUGAAACUCGAUCGUUUCGUUCGCGACGAUACAUCCCCGUUGAUUCUUUCUGUCGUGGUGCGUGUUCCUCGCCUCCCCCACACACGUCUCCCCGUUCUACCCGCGCCGUUCCUCCCUCCUUUUCCCUCCGUUUCUCUCUUUCUCUCACCCUCUCUCGUUUCGCAUCGCUCGCCCCGUCCUCUUCGCGGAGAGCUUCGAAGCCGAUUCCCAGCGAGCCGAGAUCCCCGCCGCAUAAAACUGUCCGUCGCGUGUUUCCUCGUUUCUUUUAUUUUUCGGCUCCUCCACCGAUCUACCUAUCGCCCGCUCGCUCGAUCGCUCGUUCACUAGCUCACCCUCGCCGUCCCUCGUUCAUCCCUCUUUCUCUCUUUCUCUGUUUCUCUCUCUCUCUCUCUCACCCUCAUUCUCUCUCUCUCUAUCAUACACACUCUUUCUCUGUCUGUGUCUCUUUCUCCCUGCUAUCCUGAACGGUUCCCCGAAGUUGUGCGUGAUUCUAUCCCCCGGUUUCGCGAGAUCGCGGUGAAAUGCCCGUAACCGGUCGUGGCUCGCGACGACGACGAAGACGAGGCGGCUGUCGUUGGUGUACGGUUCCUUGACGAGCACGGGAUACGUGCGAACCGGCGCAUGCACUGCAGCCCCUGCUACUAUGAUAAUAACGAGAAAGGUGGCACGGUGGGCGCUCCUCCUGAAGCGAGAGGCGCUCGGCCGAACCUACGGUGCAGAAAAGCGGUCCGAAGAAGCGAUACACCGGGGUGCCACGGCGAUGCUGCCUCGUUCCGGCCGGGUAGACGACAACAUCGACACCGACACCGACCACGACCACGACACCGUGGCCACCGACCCGAGGAGGACCAGCAGCUGCGUCGCGUUGGUGCUGCCGUUGUUGUUCCCGUACCACUACUACCGUUACUAUUAUCCUCGUGACGAGUUCGCCGCCUCGCUAUCGAAGCCCGACCGCCUCGCGCUCGCCGACGACCACGAGGACCAUUCGCCGCUAGGAAUCGCGGGGAUCGUGCAGCAACCGACCGACAAGCAGGAAACCGUCGACCGUCGAGCCGCGGCCGCGCCGGCAACAGCACUACUAGCAGCAGCACCGGUGCUAGCAUCUCCGUCGUCGUCGUCGUCGUCGUCGUCGUCGUCGCCGUCGUCGUUGACCAAGCCGAAGCAACCGGAGGAGCAACAGGACGUGGCACACGGGAAACAGAAAACGGAGAACGUGGCGAGAGGAACAGAAGUGGUGGUAGCGGCGCCCGAGAGCGUGGACAGUAACCGCCUUAGCCGGCAGAACGUGCUGGGUGCACGGUUUUGCGCGUGACCAACAGCCCCUCGCUGUUACGCC
Molecule: messenger RNA, 1690 nt
Organism: Megalopta genalis
Lineage: Eukaryota; Metazoa; Arthropoda; Insecta; Hymenoptera; Halictidae
Source: RefSeq, a predicted model, not a curated record